Megalops cyprinoides (Indo-Pacific tarpon) is the source of this 6276-nucleotide messenger RNA. RefSeq names its product liprin-alpha-1-like. The coding region runs from base 1060 to 4851 and encodes 1263 amino acids. The transcript has 34 exons. Gene Ontology annotation, molecular function: protein binding. Gene Ontology annotation, cellular component: presynaptic active zone. Gene Ontology annotation, biological process: synapse organization. Lineage: Eukaryota; Metazoa; Chordata; Actinopteri; Elopiformes; Megalopidae. The record is from RefSeq and is a predicted model, not a curated record.
GCAGGGACACCAGCAUCGAGCAGAUCGGGGCAGCCGCACUGGCGGAGAUAGGCGAUCGAAAACCGGGAUUUCAGAACGACUCACACGGAUAAACCCCGUUCAUCGGUUCCCAGAGCAACUCGUGAAGUGACCGGGGAUGCGUUUAUACUGCCUGAGGAUAAAGCGCGUCCAAAGCGAGGAGUUUAAAGUUCCCCGGUGUCCUGAAGUAUGCUUUCCCUCUGCAGCCGCUAGGCUGGCGUGGUGACGCGGCUCAGCCGAGCAAUCCCCAAAACACAACGGGGAAUCAGACGAGAGGAAAUAACCAUUUUGGAGCUUACAUUUUUUCCGAUUUUGAUCAGAAUGUUCCUUUGACCUCAGAAGGUGGAUUAUAAACGCUUUCAGAGCUAAUUUAACGAGAAAAUAUCACUUUUCGGCAGCUAGCUAGCUGUCGUUAGCCGGCUAAUAUUAUAGUCAGCUAGCUAGCUAACUCGCUAGCUAACAGUAGCUAGCAGCUAUGUGCUUUAGGUAACACUUUUCUUCUCUCUUCGGUCUUGAUCUGUUCUUUUUUUGCCAUAUAGCAAGCUAGCUGGCUGGCUAGCUAACUGGUUAACAUUACUAUGAGUAGUUUUGUCUUUUAUAACCGGUUAACCAGUACUGUAUAAGAAGACCCAGUAGUUAGCUAGCUAGUUAGCUACAUGUUUUUGUCUCUAGAAGUAUCCAGCUGGCUGUCUGGCAAGUAAAUGAUUGCUAGCUAGCUAAGCUAAACAGUAAAGCUAACAAGUGCCAGCAAAUUCCCAUCUGCUCUUUUGGUGCUGCGGCCUUUGGAUUUUUUUCCUUUUUUAUGGGUAAUUUUUAAUGUUUUCUUUUUAUCCCUUCGGAUGAUUAAAUUGUUUCGGAUGGCUUGGACGACACAUGAAUGCACUUGAGAUAUUUUGUUCCGUCAUACGUACCUAGAUAACGUCUGGUAAACUUGUUUACUACAGCACUAAACCUGGUUAGCCAGCUAGCUAACUAGAUUUUGUAGUUUGCAAAGUAAGGAGCUGCGCAGAAGAGAAAAGGACUUUCAGCUCUACUGGCAAGAUGAUGUGCGAGGUGAUGCCCACGAUCAGCGAGGCGGAGAUCCCGCCGGGGGGUGGCGGCGGUGGCGGGGGGCGUGGCUCAGCCUCGCCGCUGCAGCCGGACGGGGACGGCCACUUCGAGUCGCUGAUGGUGUCCAUGCUGGAGGAGCGCGACCGGCUGCUGGACACGCUGCGUGAGACGCAGGAGAACCUGGGCCUGACGCAGAGCAAGCUGCACGAGGUCAGCCAUGAGCGCGACUCCCUGCAGAGGCAGCUCAACACUGCCCUGCCCCAGGAGUUUGCAGCCCUCACUAAAGAGGUGAACACGUGCCGGGAGCAGCUGCUGGAGCGCGAGGAGGAGAUCGCCGAGCUCAAGGCCGAGAGGAACAACACUCGGCUGCUUCUAGAGCACCUGGAGUGCCUGGUGUCCCGGCACGAGCGUUCCCUGCGCAUGACUGUGGUGAAGAGGCAGGCGCAGUCCCCGGCCGGCGUGUCCAGCGAGGUGGAAGUCCUCAAGGCGCUCAAGUCUUUAUUCGAGCACCACAAAGCCCUGGAUGAAAAGGUGAGGGAGAGGCUGCGGGUUGCCCUGGAGCGGUGCAGCGUGCUGGAGGAGCAGCUCACAGCUUCCCACAAAGAGCUGGCCCUUUUAAGAGAGCAGAACAGCCAAAAGAAGGUGCUGAACGAUGGAAAGGUGGAUGUCAACCACGAUGCGGAGAGUACCCCCAGCACCAAUGGCAAGCGGUCGUCGGACGGGUCACUGAGCCACGAGGAGGACCUGGCCAAUGCAGCGGAGCUGCAGGAGGUAGUCGACCAGCAGAGCAAGGAGCUGUGCCAGAUGAAGGAGCGGCUGGUCACGCUCUCGGCCCGCGUGGCAGAGCUGGAGGAGGACCUGGACACCGCCCGCAAGGACCUCAUCAAGUCCGAGGAGAUGAACAGCCGCCUGCAGAGGGACCUCCGAGAGUCCAUGGCCCAGAAGGACGACAUGGAGGAGAGGAUCACCACCCUGGAGAAGCGCUACCUGGCCACCCAGCGAGAAGCCACGUCUGUCCAUGAUCUCAACGACAAACUGGAAACGGAAAUCGCCAACAAAGAGUCCAUGUACAGGCAGACUGAGGAGAAGAACCGGCAGCUGCAGGAGAGGCUGGAGCUGGCAGAGCAGAAGCUGCAGCAGACCAUGAGGAAGGCGGAGACUCUGCCUGAGGUGGAGGCGGAGCUUGCCCAGAGGGUAGCAGCGCUGACCAAGCCUGAGCGCUAUGUGUGCGCUGACUCCAGCCUUAAGGAAGCUAAGUUGCAGAGGAAGGCCGAGGAGCGCCACGGCAACGUGGAGGAGCGUCUGAGGCAGAUGGAGGCGCAGCUGGAGGAGAAGAACCAGGAGCUGCAGAGGGCGCGGCAGCGGGAGAAGAUGAAUGAAGAACACAACAAGCGUCUGUCGGACACGGUGGACAAGCUUCUGUCUGAGUCCAACGAGAGGUUGCAGCUCCACCUCAAGGAGAGGAUGUCCGCUCUGGAGGACAAGAACGCGCUCAUCCGAGAACUGGAACACACAAAGAAGCUGAUAGAGGAAGCACACCACGAGAAGGAACAGCUGCUCAUCGAAAUCGAGACGAUAAGGGCCGAGAGCGAGCAGGGCAGGAGCAGGAGCAACUCCAUGCUGCAUCAUGGGCGCUCCUACCAUGGCAGCACGCCGGACUUCAGGUACCCGGUCUCCGCAUCCUCCAUGAUGGACAGCCACUCGGACCACUACAACAGCGCGCUGGUGCUGAGGCGGCCGCAGAAGGGGAGGGUGGCUGCGCUCCGAGACGAGCCCUCUAAGCAGAAGCAUGUGCAGACGUUGAACGAGCAGGAGUGGGAGCGCGUGCAGCAAGCCAACGUGCUGGCUAAUGUGGCGCACGCCUUUGAGAGCGACGUGGAUAUGUCGGACAUGGAGGACGACCGGGAGACCAUCUUCAGCUCGGUUGACUUGCUGUCGCCUGCCGGCCAGGCUGACGCCCACACUCUGGCCAUGAUGCUGCAGGAGCAGCUGGACGCCAUCAACACCGAGAUCAGGAUGAUCCAGGAGGAGAAGGAGAGCACGGCGCAGCGGGCGGAGGAGAUCGAGAGCCGGGUGGGCAGCGGGGACAACCUGGGCGGCCGCUUCCGCUCGCUCAGCUCCAUCCCCCCCUCGUUCGCCAGCUCGUCUCCGCCCGGCUCUGGCCGCUCCACCCCCCGCCGCGCACCGCGCAGUCCCAGCCGAGAGGUGGACCGCAUGGGCGUCAUGACCCUGCCUAGCGAUUUACGGAAACACCGCAGGAAGUCUGCUCAGGACGACAAGGCCACAAUAAAGUGCGAGACGUCGCCCCCAUCGACCCCGCGCACCGCCAGACUCAACAAGGGAGCCGUCCACGCAGCCAGCCACGAGGACAUCCGGGAUAUCAGGAGCUCUGCAGGCCUCCAGGAUGGCCAGGGCAGCAACCCCAGCAGCAGCAACAGCAGCCAGGACUCGCUCAACAAAGCAGCCAAGAAGAAGAGCAUCAAGUCCUCCAUCGGACGGCUCUUUGGCAAGAAAGAGAAGGGCCGGCCAGGCCCCCCCGGCAAAGACCCCUCCAGCCAAGCUGGCACUCCUGAAUCGGAGAGCUCGCCACAGGAUGCCCUAGGGCUCGGCAAACUGGGAGGCCAGGCGGAGAAGAACAGGAAGCUGCAGAAGAAUCCAAAAACAGGGCACGAGCUUCUAGACGAGGCACGGAGGCAGGGCCUGCCGUUUGCCCAGUGGGACGGGCCCACGGUGGUGGUCUGGCUGGAGCUGUGGGUGGGGAUGCCAGCCUGGUACGUGGCUGCCUGCCGGGCCAACGUGAAGAGCGGCGCCAUCAUGUCGGCGCUGUCGGACACAGAGAUCCAGCGCGAGAUCGGCAUCAGCAACCCGCUGCACCGGCUCAAGCUGCGGCUCGCCAUUCAGGAGAUCAUGUCUUUAACCAGCCCCUCCGCCCCGCCCACCUCCCGCACGUCCACGGGCAAUGUGUGGGUCACGCACGAAGAGAUGGAGAGCCUGGCGGCCACGCCUCAGACGGAGGAUGAGGAGGGCAGCUGGGCCCAGACGCUGGCGUACGGGGACAUGAACCAUGAGUGGAUCGGGAACGAGUGGCUGCCCAGCCUGGGCCUACCCCAGUACCGCAGCUACUUCAUGGAGUGCCUGGUGGACGCCCGCAUGCUGGACCACCUGACCAAGAAGGACCUGCGUGGUCAGCUCAAAAUGGUCGACAGCUUUCACAGGAAUAGUUUUCAGUGUGGCGUAAUGUGCCUACGGAGGCUGAACUAUGACAGAAAAGAGCUGGAGCGAAGGCGAGAAGAAUCCCAAACAGAAGUCAAAGAUGUGCUGGUGUGGAGCAAUGAGAGAGUGAUAAACUGGGUUCAGUCCAUCGGGCUGAAGGAGUACGCAAACCACCUGCUGGAGAGUGGUGUCCACGGCCCCCUGCUGGCCUUAGAUGAGACCUUCGACCACAACGCACUAGCACUUCUGCUGCAGAUCCCCACACAAAACAUCCAGGCAAGAGCCACUCUCGAGAGGGAGUAUAACAACCUCCUGGCUCUGGGCACAGAGAGAAGACUGGAUGAGGAUGAUGACAAAAACUUCAGGAGGGCGCCCUCCUGGAGGAAGAAAUUCCGACCCAAAGACGUGAGGGGGAUGUCGCCAGGGUCCACGGAAACCCUUCCUGCCAACUUCAGGGUGACCAACACCAUGUCCUCACCAUCCAUGCAGCCAAAGAAGAUGCAGAUGGACGGAAGUGUAUCUGGGACACAAAGGCUGGACACUGCUACAGUCAGGACUUACUCUUGUUAACUCUCUUUUCGUCUACCCUCAUUACUUCUAUAGGUGAUUAUGCUGCAUAUAUCCAGCUGAAGAGGUCAGCGUCCACAGCUUCGGGAUGGAAUCCUGAUGAAACUCAAUAUUUAAUUACAGAGUAUACAUUGAUGUCACCAAUCUCUUGAGUACCCCAGAGAAAAGACUUUAGUUUAUUGGAUUUUAUCACAUUUAUCACAUUUAUGCAAAGUUGGGACAUUUAUUUAGACCUUGAUAUGUACUUUUUCCUUUAGUCUGAAUUAUUUCUUCCUUGAAAAUUUCCCUGUGCCCUUAUCAAAUCCAACACUAUCAGCUGUAACUGAAUGUAUCACAAGUUUGAAGUUUGUAUAUUUAUCUACAAGCAUUAGCUAAUCUUUUUAUACUCCUGAUCUUGUAUUGACCACAGAUGUUUGUUUUAAUCAUGGAACUUAAUCUAAAGCGACUUUGUGUGCUGUACCGUCAUUUUAGCCCUUUCACAUUUAUUCUUUAAUCAUAUAGCGUUUGAUUAUUUUUUUAAAUGCAGCUUUUAGGUCAAAAGCAACUUUUGAAUAGCAGCGGACUGGUGAAUCCCUUUAAGUGACGUUGCUUUGUGUGGCAGUCAAACGUGUUGGAGAAGCUGAGGUUCCUGUGUGUCAGAGUAACAAAGCGUGAUCGUGGGUUAUCGUGCCCCCAAUGUUUGGCACACACCUCCGUAAAACUUCAUUUCUGUUUUCAACUGUGAUACCAAAUCGAAAAACCUUGCGUAAAGCCAUAAGCGCAAAGAAGACGAGGACUUCUUUCGGAUGCAUUGCUUGGCUAGUAGGUACUCUGAGAAUCUGGCAGCCACAGAUGCCGGAACACUCCAUUCCCUCCUCCUUCAUCGGACACGUGUGGUAGGACGCCGAUGUAGGGGCUCUCUUUGUUAAAGGACCAAUUCCACUGUGGCCUCAUUUCCGAUGAGUAGUCUGAAGAAAGCAGCACAAUUCCCUCAAUAUCCUAUGAAUGCAUUGUAUCAUGACUCUUAAUUAAGCCUUAUUUUUAUUUGGUUUUUAUUUAUUCCAAGUUGUCUGUCAGUAUUUGUGUAGCGGUUGCCAUUUAUUCAGAUGGUUGUGAUUGCUGGUGUGUUUCUGAGUAUGUUGUUGGGUUGGUAUCAAACACAGGUUUCUCUGUAUUUACGUGGGUGUCUGAUGUUGAGAAAUCGAAGAUUUAAGCUCGGAGGUGAUUUCCCCUCAUGUACGUACAAUGCCCCUUUGUGUCUUGGUGAUUUAGACAUUUAUGCAAAUUCAGAUCAUGUGACUGUCUCGUUUUUUUAAAUGUUGCCCUUUUCCCAUUUUAAAUCUCAUCAACUUGUAACAAAAAUGAUGUACAGUCUGUGUACUUUUUGAACUAUGUUUAUCACAGUAUUAUUUAUUGCUGACUUUCAAUAAAAUACUGAACUUAUUUUCC